Mizuhopecten yessoensis (Yesso scallop) is the source of this 5905-nucleotide messenger RNA. Its product is annotated as GDP-mannose 4,6 dehydratase-like. NCBI's taxonomy places the organism in Eukaryota, Metazoa, Mollusca, Bivalvia, Pectinida, Pectinidae. Gene Ontology annotation, molecular function: GDP-mannose 4,6-dehydratase activity. Gene Ontology annotation, biological process: GDP-mannose metabolic process. The record is from RefSeq and is a predicted model, not a curated record. The transcript has 15 exons. Bases 57 to 1235 code for a protein of 392 amino acids.
UUGUGUGAAAGUCGUGAUAUUGUGACUACCAGGGUCCAGUCAGAGAGCUGCUGAAAAUGUCUUCUAGUGCAGCGCCCAGCAAACGACGACGAGUGGAGGAAAAUGACGAGACGAAUUUCUCAUCCACGUUUACACUCUUCAGCAUGGCGACCGGAGCUUCCACGAAGAAAAUUGCCCUUAUAACCGGCAUUACAGGACAGGAUGGGUCCUACUUGGCAGAGUUUCUUAUCGGCAAAGGAUAUGAGGUACAUGGCAUCAUCAGAAGAUCGAGUACAUUCAACACCUCUAGGAUAGAGCACCUGUACGCUGAUCCUAAAUGUCACACAGAGGGAUUGGGAAGAGGAACAAUGCACCUACACUAUGGUGACCUGACAGACAGCACCUGUCUGGUGAAAAUCGUUAGUGAGGUCCGUCCAGAAGAAAUCUACAAUCUUGGUGCUCAAAGCCAUGUAAAGGUGUCGUUUGACCUAGCAGAGUACACAGCCAAUGUAGAUGCUGUAGGAACGCUCCGUUUACUCGACGCCAUGCGAACCUGUAAGGACAUCCUACCAAAGAAUGUCAAGUUCUAUCAAGCUUCAACAAGUGAAAUGUUCGGCAAAGUUCAAGAAAUCCCACAAAAAGAGACCACGCCAUUUUAUCCAAGAUCUCCAUAUGGUGUGGCUAAGGUGUAUGCCUACUGGAUAGUAGUGAACUACAGGGAGGCUUAUGAUAUGUAUGCUUGCAAUGGAAUCUUAUUCAACCAUGAAAGUCCCAGAAGAGGUGAGACAUUUGUGACACGUAAGGUGACGAGAGCUGUUGCCAAAAUCAGUCUUGGCCAGCAGGAAGACCUUCAGCUUGGAAACAUCGACUCUAUGAGAGAUUGGGGCCAUGCGAAGGAUUACGUUGAGGCGAUGUGGCUGAUGAUGCAGCAAGAAAAACCGGAUGACUUUGUCAUCUCGACCGGGGAGAGCCACAGUGUGCGGGAAUUUGUAGAAAAGGCCUUCAAAGUGAUUAAUGUAGAAAUCAGUUGGGAAGGCAGUGGUGUUGAUGAGGUCGGCAAAGACAAGGCAACAGGUGUGAUUAGAAUUCGGAUCAACCCUAAAUAUUACAGACCUACAGAAGUGGAAUUCCUACAGGGAGACUGUACCAAGGCGAAGACCAACUUGAAGUGGCAGCCAAAGUAUACCUUUGAUAGCCUUGUUGACGAAAUGGUGAAGUCUGACAUAAACCUUAUGAAGUCCAAGCCAACAGCCUAAUGAAUAGGAGACAAAUCGACCUGUGUGAGAUUGAGGGGCUUGUACCAAUCCAGCAAUGAGUGUGAUGGAGCAGUCUGAGGGAUCAAUUUAUACCUGUAUAAAUACAAAGGCUAUCAAUGUUUGUCAUACAUAUGUCUUUUAGGAACUAAUUAUGUUGAAAAAUAUGAGUUUCAAUACAUACACAUUAUAUGGAAGCUGACAGCACAACAUGUAAUGGGAAAACCUGAAAUUGUGGGGAUUAUAUUUGAGUUAUUUUUGUUAGUUAAUGAUUUAUUAUUUAACAGUAUGGUAUAUUAAACUAUGGAUUUGUUUUGGCUGCUGAAAAGGUUGUUUUGCAUAAUAUGAUUUUAUAGUGCUUUGUUUUGUAUGGAGGUAUGUAUUACUUCAAGCGAAUGAUGACGGAAUCUCUUAUACAAAUUGCUAGAACAUAGCUAUCAAUUUAUCAAUUUAGUAUUGAUUAUGCAUUUAAAAUAAUAUUUAUGAAUUUUAAUUAACUCUCUUUUUCAUUAAUUGGGAUAUACAUAUUUCCUUAACCGCAACGAAAUUUAACUUAAGAGUUAUACAUGCUGUUGUUCAAAUUGAAUAGAAAUAAUAUAUGUACGGAAUUAUUUUGUAUAUUUUACUUUUUACACCGUUUAGAAAUCAAAAUUAUUCUCCAUAGAAAAUGAAAAUGACCAAUGAAGGCAUUAUUAAAAUUCUAAUGUAAUUGGUGUACAAAUCAAAGGGAAACACAUUGUAAAUAUGUCCAAAGGGAACAUUUUUUAUAAGCUUUCAAAGAUUUGUGUUAUCAUAAUGAUAUUGUAUCUAUCCAUACCUUUCUAUGUAAAGGCCUGCAAUACAUUUCAAUGUUAGUAUUUUAAAAUAUAUAUUUAAAUAUGAAAAUGUUCAUUUUUUGUGACAAUCAUCACAAGGACAUGCAUUUAUAGGUACAUUUCAGUUUUAUGUUUGACAUACUAUUGUAUAUGAAGACAGAAAUCCAGGUGAUGUUUUUGUAGGUUUUUUAUUUUAUUACCGGUUUUGCUUCAGUCUGUUUUAAGCCUAGAGUAGAUAUCAUUUGUUCCAUUCAUGUUCUAAUUAAGUUCAAGCUACCCUUCAAUCACAACAUUCCUAUAUACUUAUAUCCAGUGCUCUUGUUUGUAUUUAUGUUAAUAUUGUGUUAAACAUAUCUUUGUAAUGGUCAGACUACUUUUAUUAAGGAAAGAAUAUUACUAAAAUUUAAGGACAAAAUAUGGUCUCUCAUGCAAUUAUCUAAAAAAUGAUAUCUUCAAUGUAUCAAUAGAUAGUUGAAGGUUUUUAUGCAAAUUUCAAUAAAUUAAAAAAACAAGUUUUGUCAUGAUUUUCUCUUUUUUUAUUCUUAUUACAUUUUCAUCCUUUUUAGGAAGAAAAAACUGUAAUGUUUAAAAUGAUAGGGAACAAUUGAUCAGAAUUAAUUCAGAAUUGUUUCGCAUUCUGCGAUGGAAAAUCAGUAUUCUAUAACUGAGCACACAAGUAUUCUUAUUGUGUGGAUGGUUAUUCUGUUAACUGAAGAGUAAACACAUUGUCAACCGUCAUAUGUUUGAACUGCGUUGUUGAUAUUUAUGAUGAAUCCUGCAAUACAAUUGUGUAUGUGAUAUUGGAUAGACGACCGGUCAGGUUGAUAUUAUUUUAUUGUCAAUUUUGUGUUGAGACAAAUUUUAAUAUGAUCAAAUGAUUGGAAGAGUGGUAUUAUCAUUAUUUUGACAGGGCGAAUCUCAUGAUAGAAAGUGUAUCAAAGGACCAAUCAGAUUUUGUGUUCAAACAUUUUGCAAAUAUACAUCGACCUGAACAGUGUUAGGUUGUAUUUGUACCUUUCCUUCAAAACUCAUCGUCAUGAAAUGGAACUAUAAUGAAAUUAUCAAACUUUAUUUAAUUAACCUUUCCAUAAUCAAAUAAUAAGUUUUAGUAUCUAUUAAAAACAUGUCUCAAAUAUUUCAUGAUAAAUUUCCUCAUUUAUCUAAUAUUGUGUGAUAUUUCCCCCUCUCAUUUAUCUAAUAUUGCGUGAUCCUCUUUUCCUCUCAUUCUGGAUAUACUGUACUUGUUGAGAAAUUUUGUUUUUUGUUUGAUUUUAUUUGGUAUUUAAUGUGUGUCUUAACGAUCAAUGUCUUUCGAAUAAAUCUUGUAAGUUAUAUCAUUUUCUAAAUACUGAUCGCUUGCUUUCUUCACACAUUUGUAUUUUAGUUGGUUCAUUUUGUCAUAAGGUGUAGUUUCCUCAUUCUAUAUCUGACGUAUAUAUCUAAGUAACAGAUUGUAUACAACAUUUUGCCUUUUAGAAUAUUAGUAUAAUAUAUAAGUGAGGUAUCGUAUACCUGUGUUUACAACCCAGUGCGAGUGUGUUCAUACUAAGAUGACCAUAUCCGUCAGAAAUCGGAAGUUGUUGCUUGUUUAAUAUUUUUGAGAAGAGUAGUCCUUUAUCACAUUCCAUCUUAACAUUUCAUGACCUUCUAGAAGCUUGAUAGACAUGACAGUGCCAUACACCAGGAUGGUGUGUAGGGGUUAUACUACACAUGGCAGUGACAUGACAGUGACAUACACCAGGAUAAUGUGUAGGGGUUAUACUACACAUGACAGUGACAUGACAGUGCCAUACACCAGGAUGAUUUGUAGGGGUUAUACUUUAUUCACAAUAAGAUUCAUCACUUUGGUAUGCAUACUAUAGGUUAAGUUUGUAUUAACACAAACAAGAAUUGAAAGCUUAUUUUUGCAAAGAGUGUAAAUGACCAGUGUCUCAACUCUUUACCGCUGAAAACAACUUAAUAAGCCACUGUGUGCCGAAUCAGUAAAAUCAGCUGUCAAACAUCAUAGCAACAUUUCACCAAAUUGCACUCUAAUACUGCAGGAAGUCAGGGGGACGGGUAACAUGUUUACCCAUUCUGCCCCUUUUGUGGAUGUUCAAAUGGGGUCAUAAAAUUGACUCAUCUGGCGGCCCCUUGAUUUAUACCUUAGUUUAGACCAGACAGCAAAAUAUUAAAUAAGGUCAAAAUUUUAUAACUUUCGUUAGGCUCUUUUAGAUAAUUGAAUUCUUGAAUAAUAACCGGUAGUAAACUAGUAGUACAACGAUCCACAAUGAAGACAAUACCGCAAAUAGCUGUUUAGAUGAUGCUUUAUCACAGGUAGUGAUAAUUUAUUUAUAUGAUCAGAAUUUAAAAAAAUGUCCUGACUUAAACACCCCCAUGGCAAAAAUCUCCAAAUUUGUGUGAUGCCAAACAUCCUGAUUUAUGGUAUUACAUACAGUUACAUAGUGAUCUCAUUUUUUCUAGAAAAGAAAAUGUCCAGUGACAUCGUUCCUCAAUGUAAUGUUACAGAAAAAAGAGGGUAUCAAUCAAUAUGUGGAUACAAUUGUCUGACUUUGUGGAGAUGUUACAUACCCGGGUAUUUAUGAACUUUAUUUGGGCACUCAAGUUUUAAUGGAAAUUUUCCAUGUAGUAUGUAGAAAUCUACCUUUAUAUUUGUGUUUAACAGUAUUGCCUUUUUGACAUGAUUUACAGUUUGUAACAGGUUGUGUGUGUUUGUGGCAUAUAAAUACCUUGUGUAAAAAUGUAGGUUAGCUAGGAUUAUUGGCAAUUUUUCACUAUUGACACUUAGAAGGCGAUGUGGUUAUUAUUUCAAUAAAUACCAACAACUAAAUUAAAGUCAUGAGAUAAGAGCCCAUAUGAAAAAACAUUGCAGUUAGCUCAAUACCAUCAUGAAGCCUUGACAUUUUUUAUUCUGAACAACCUUUAUCUGUUGUGCUAAAUAUAACAAAUCAAUUCGUUUAAAGGAAAUAUAUGUGUUAUUUACCAUCCCUUGAUUGCACACAUCGAGACAUACAAUGUACGGUACUCUUUUACUUUUUGAAAAUAAGUUUUCCCUGUGUCCACGAUAAGAGUUUCCCAAGGCUCUUGCCCAGCUUGUGACCCCACGAGAUGGUAUUUUAAAACAUAUAAAAAUGUAAUGAUAUUGCCCAUGUAAUAUUCUCUCCUAAUUUAUUAAUUAUACAUUUUUAAUUCAUAACAAUGACAAGAAAAUUAAAAACAAUGCCCACACCAUUAGCCUUGCUGUCGGCUGUCAAACUGUAAUUUCCAGUCCCCUUAAAGCUUUAAGUAAUACUUUUGUAUUGACAAUCACAAAUGGGACGUAUUUCAUUAAAAGAAAUGUAUGUGAAGGCCAACUUUGAAGUAUUCAUUGAUGUGUUCCUGAAAGGUGGUAGUCAGUGCCCAGUCCCAUUUUAUACAAUAUGGUAACUGGCGUUUUAAGCGAUAAAACUGAUUUAGAUGAUUUAUAACGAGAAAAAAAAAUGCUCAUAAAGAUCUAACAUCACAGAGGAAGUGAAGAUGUUAAUAUUACCUGGGUAUUUAAUUUUACGUUAACUUUGAUGAACACCGAUAUAGUGAAAUUAAAUCUCCCGCAAAUAUUAACAACUAUACACAGUAUGUGAAACAAAAUUGUUUAUAUCAUUCAGGAAUCUUUUUAUAUUUUUUUGUGCAAGCUGGUAUUUAUUGUGAGGCUAUAUAUGAGAAUAUAUUAACAACUAUUAUGCGAUGUAGUAAUUGAGUAUCAUCAAUGUUGUAGCCACUGCUGAUCAUGGCUAAAGCCAUCUACAAGAGGGAUAUAUAUAUAACACGGUUCUAUUCUUUCUCUGGAAAUAAAGUUUAACGUUAGCUACACUUCUGAAA